AUGGCAUCAGAAAAUUUUCCUGUUGCAAAUGCGACACUCCCCUUCUGGAGGACUGAUCCCCACCCUCUAGACAACCAUCGAUCCAGCGAGACUCUACCUAAACAAGCGGACGUCGUCAUCAUUGGAGCCGGAUAUGCGGGGUCAUCGGUCGCACAUCAUAUCCUUCAACAGAUUAAGCCGGGCUCCAAAGCCCCUUCAAUUACAAUUUUAGAGGCGCGUCAGGCUUGUUCGGGGGCGACCGCUCGCAAUGGAGGGCACAUGAAGCCCGAUAUUUACAACUUCAUUGGGACACUGGCUGCAGAUUAUGGAGUCGAUGCUGCAGCUGAAGUGGCUGCUUUUGAAGCAAGACAUGUUCACACUGUGAAAGACUUUGUCGAGAAGGAAAAGAUCGAGUGCGACUAUACAGUGACUAAAGCUGUGGAUGUGCAAUUGGCGGAGGCCCACUUCAACAAGCUUAAGGAUGGGUAUCACCGUCUAGUUGCGGGUGGGAGUCAACCGACAACAAAAGUGGAGAUCAUUGAGUCUAAAGAUGCUGAAGCUUUCUCCGGGGUAAAAGACGCCGUAGGUUGCUUUUCCUACGAGACAGGCCAUAUUUGGGCCUACAAGUUUGUCCUCCAUCUUCUGGAGAAAGUGGUCUCACAGGGUGUCAAUCUACAAACACACACCCCCGUGACGAAGGUCUCAGAAUCUACUCAUCCGAGUUCCCCUCACCGAUGGAGAGUGGAGACUUCACGCGGGACGGUCGCAGCUAAGGCGGUCGUUUUCGCGACAAAUGCCUAUACCUCCGCGCUCGCACCUCAGUAUCAAGGCAAGAUUGUUCCUGUACGAGGCACCUGCAGUCGAAUUGCAGUCCCACCUGGUUCGUCUGCUCCUCGCUUGACGAGCACCUAUACCCUCCGAUUAAACAGUUGGGAUUAUGACUACCUGAUUCCGCGUGGAGACGGGAGUAUUGUGGUGGGUGGGGCCCGAUCGACGUUUAUUCAGGACGAAAAGAAUUGGUAUAAUGUGAGUGAUGAUAGUCGGGUUCUAGAGUCUGCAGCUCGGUAUUUUGAUGGGUACAUGCAACGCAAUUUUGUGGUUAUGGGAUACUCCGCCGAUGGACUGCCUCAUGUAGGUCAAGUUCCUGGCUCAGACGGUCAGUAUAUUCUGGCUGGAUUUACGGGACACGGCAUGCCGCAAAUCUUCCUGGUCGCGGAAGCCAUCGCCAAGAUGAUUGUGAAUGGUGAUAGCUUUGAGGCCACUCAACUACCGCGACUUUUCAAGACGACGCCAGCCAGACUGGAGACGCAGAAGAGUAACAUUCUCGGGAAUACCCCUCAAGCAGGGGCGUCCAAGCUGUAA
Penicillium malachiteum is the source of this 1341-nucleotide messenger RNA. Its product is annotated as NAD(P)/FAD-dependent oxidoreductase. The coding region runs from base 1 to 1341 and encodes 446 amino acids. The record is from RefSeq and is a predicted model, not a curated record. Gene Ontology annotation, molecular function: oxidoreductase activity. Lineage: Eukaryota; Fungi; Ascomycota; Eurotiomycetes; Eurotiales; Aspergillaceae. Gene Ontology annotation, cellular component: cytoplasm. The transcript has 4 exons.